AUGGCAUUCAAACAACAGAAGCCUCAAUUUGUCCCAGUCAAAUGGUCUCUAGAUAGUAAUGUGGAAACAAAUGGGCCGUGCCGCCUACUCUUGCUUCGACAACGAAGACAUGAACAAUACCUCCAUCGCUGGACCUUUCGCCAACUCUCUGCCACUCUUCUACGUGUCUUGGGCGACGGAGAAGGAAAGCUCAACACCAGUGAUGCGCAAACCGUGUUUGUCGACUCGUUAGACGGCAAGACACGCCAGAAUAUGACGGGGUCCUGGCAUCCGCUGCAUACGUCCGAGUAUGUCUGGACGAAAGUCGCAUUCCCAAACUCCCUUCUCCGAUGUUUAGACGAUAACGUCGACAUGGCGUACCGAAUUGAAUCCCGCCCUGCGUUCCUCGACCACCACCUUACAGAGUACGCAAACUCCCACCCGCCAGCCCUUAAAUUGAAAUACGACUACACGACAGGGAAAUUCAGAGAGAAGCAUAUUCUCCGCGAGGCUGUCAAGCCCUUCGUCACCGAGGAAGGCGCGAUGCACAAGAAGCUGAAGGAGUUGGUGACGAAGGAGAACGUCGAGAUGCUGGGGUUUUUGGAUUGGGAGAAGACUAGCGAGCUGGUCAACAAGGCGAUUGAAGGCGGUGAUCUGCUGGCAUUUAGGGCUGCAAUCACCAUUGCCCAUUAUAUUGUUUUGGGCAGGAGACGCUCUAAGCAGACUCCGGUGCUUUCCAGAAGAGAGGUGAUAUCGGCGUGUGCAUUCAAGAUGAAAAUUGAGUACGGAUAUGGCCUGGAGCCACAAACAAGCACCUGGAGAAACCCCACCGCGGAUUCCGCCAUCAGCCAUACACAGACUGGAUCUGACUCAAGCUCAUCUGGACCCACCGGGACGGUAGACAGAGACCCCCUGAAACGGGCCACUUCCCAGCCCUCAUACUCGAUAUCUCCGUCUUGUGUUUCAGCUUGUUUCAACCUCGACAGGACUCCUGAACCUCUAGUAAUAAGUGUUCUGCCUGGCGUGGCUUCGUAUAAAAACCGCCGAUCCUUCUCCCUCCCACUCGACUGUCAAACUCGAAUAACCACCAGUCUACCAUACGUGAGCUUUCACCACACAACCGGCCAAGUAACACGCCCUCCAGCCAACACUGUCACAAUGCGUUGCACCAUCCCAUCUGCAAGCCCACGCACCAACUCCAGUGCAGCUCUCGCACUCCUCUCCCUCCUUGCAUGCGCAACCGCGCAAUCAACCGUAGGGUUCGGACCUGCCUUCUCCCUCGGUCCGACUCAGUCAUGGAUCCGUGAGGCAAAUACCACCCUUGUUCUCCCCAAGACGCCUGGUCUCAAAGAUCGUCUUGCGCUCUGGCCUGGGAUGGGCACAAGCGGCGGCGAUCUGAUUCAGGCGUUGGCAGUUUCGUUCUCAGACCCCAAUGCGAACUGCGGUGCCAGUGAAGGGCAGUGGUGUACCUGGGCCAGUACGCUGCAGGGCGAACAACUCGGCGGAACCGAUGUCCCUGCCAACGAGGGCGACAAGCUCACCAUGCACUAUGUUUACAACGACAGUACGGGCGAGUACGACCAAACCGUCUACAUCAACGGGGAGUCUGUGUCUACAUUAUCGACAAGCUCCGGACAAGCUCAGGGCUGGGGCACGGCCGUCGAAUGUCAGGACGACGCGUGUGAGAGCACCACUGUUGCGGCGCAUCAAUACCUCGACACGACAAUCAUCCUUGACUCAGAAGACACCACCUUCAAGGACACCCUUGUUCUAACCGAGGCCGACUCUACCGAGUUCAGUUCAAGCGACGGUGGCAAGACCUGGACUGUGGAGACAAUCAAUAUCCAUGAGCAUACCUACAACCUGUAA
This is a messenger RNA of Aspergillus nidulans FGSC A4, 1848 nucleotides long. RefSeq lists its product as uncharacterized. NCBI's taxonomy places the organism in Eukaryota, Fungi, Ascomycota, Eurotiomycetes, Eurotiales, Aspergillaceae. The record is from RefSeq and is a predicted model, not a curated record. The coding region runs from base 1 to 1848 and encodes 615 amino acids. The transcript has 10 exons.